Medioppia subpectinata is the source of this 2364-nucleotide messenger RNA. The record is from the annotation of a GenBank genome assembly. Lineage: Eukaryota; Metazoa; Arthropoda; Arachnida; Sarcoptiformes; Oppiidae.
AAGAGUUCUUCCAAUGAGACCGACAUCACGAUUGUUGUCGAAGACGACGACUUAAGACCUGAUUAUGACUUGCGAUCAUUAAUUCAUGCGAAGAACAUAAGCCUUCCGAGCGUUUCGGAUGAGAAGCCUAUGGAUAGCGGCGAUGGCUUCUGUCAGGUAUACCGAGGGGUGACGUGUUCUCAGUUCAUCCAAAACCGGACGAUUUACGUGCGAUCGAUGACCAGUCAGGGCUUUAUGGAGGAGAAGUUGGCCAAAGCCUUCACAGUGAUCGCCACUUCGCACGACGUCUCCCUUCAGUGCCAUCGCUAUGCCAUCUCUUCCUUAUGUUUCUUCGCCUUUCCCUUAUGUGAUGAGAAUAUGGCUGAACCCACGCCCAGACAGGUUUGUCGCGACGAAUGCGAAGUACUCGAGAGCAACAUAUGUAGGAUUGAGUACACAAUCGCCAAAAAGCAUCCACUUAUCGGUCAGAAACACAUUUUGCCCGCUUGUGAAGAGUUGCCUCCCAUCGGGUCCAAAGAGAGCGAGAAUUGUGUCCGAUUAGGCAUUCCUAAUACGGUUCAAGUAUCGCACGACCACACGUGCUUUACAGAGAUCGGUGAGGGCUAUAGAGGGACGGCAUCGCGCACUGUAUCCGGUCUGCAGUGCGGGUAUUGGAGUCAUCAGAUAUUCUUGCGAACCGCCGAUUACCCGGAGCUGACGGGCGGACACAACUAUUGCCGAAAUCCGGGUAAUAUGGAGGCGAAGCCCUGGUGUUUCGUUCAGGACUCAGAACUUAGGAAAGAGUACUGCGAUAUUCCUGAAUGUUUCGAUCAAUACUUCAUGUGGUAUUAUAUCGCACCCACUGCCGGAGCGCUGGCAUUAUUUCUGCUGCUACUAUGCAUUUGCUGUAUUCGGCGCCGCAAUCGCAAUAAGCCCUCCUCACCGGUCGUGUCGCUCAACGGCACCAAAACGGCCCGAUCUCUGGCCAGUCCUGCGUUCAGCACAAACAGCUCGCGAAGGGGUCGCGGAAACAACAUAUUAGAGAUGAAUGCAUUGCUUCCGCACAGCAGACAACCGACCAAUCGUUUGACAGAAUAUUCCAUGUCUUCGAUCCGUUUCGUACAAGAGUUAGGCGAAGGAGCGUUCGGUAAAGUGUAUAGAGGAGAGCUCGUCAUGACUGCCGGCGCUAUCAUUCCGAUCGCCGUAAAGACACUGAAGGAAAACGCGACCACAAAAACACAGCAAGACUUUAGACGCGAAGCGGAGCUCAUGUCAGACCUCCAGCACCCGAACAUUGUUUGCCUGUUAGGCGUUUGCAUACGAGAGGAACCGAUGUCUAUGUUGUUUGAAUACAUGUCCAAAGGAGACCUUCACGAGUAUCUCAUCUGUCAUUCGCCGCGAUCUGACGUCACGAACACCAACGAUGACGGCUCGCAACACAUCCUCGAAAUACAAGACUUCCUUCACAUCGCGACCCAAAUCGCGGCCGGAAUGGAGUAUUUGUCGGGACAUCACUUCGUUCACAGGGAUUUGGCCGCCAGAAACUGUUUGGUCGGCGAACACUUGACGGUCAAGAUAUCGGACUUUGGACUCUCACGAGAUAUCUAUUCCAGUGAUUAUUAUAGAGUGCAGUCUAAGUCGCUUCUGCCGGUUAGAUGGAUGCCUCCCGAGAGUUGUCUGUACGGGAAAUUCACGACAGAGUCCGACUGCUGGUCGUUUGGUGUUGUCCUCUGGGAGAUCUUCAGUUACGGUCUGCAGCCGUACUAUGGAUUCACAAACACCGAUGUCAUAGAUAUGAUACGUUCGCGACAACUGCUCGCCUGUCCAGAGGACUGUCCGCCGCAUAUCUAUUCGCUAAUGAUUGAGUGCUGGCAUGAGAUACCCAACAAAAGGCCGUCGUUUCACGAGUUGCACACUCGGCUCCGGUCGUGGCAAGCGGUCCACCAAAGGACGAUGACUCUGCACUCAACCAACAGCAGCCACAACAGCGGACACAGCACUCACUCCGGCGCCAAACACGGCAACGGAUUCAUCAAUAAUCGCACAAACAAUUCAGCGCAACCUAACAAUCACUUUCAUUCAUACCAUCCGCUGUCAACGCCGGUGCCGAUACCGACGCCACCAUUAAGUCAUUUAACUAAUCACAACACACAUCACCACCAAAUCCAUCACUUUAACAGUCCGGCUGUCAAUCCGAAUCUGAGGAAUGGGUUCGCAAACCCGGGCCCACCCAUGCAUAACCAUAACUCGCACGUCAAUAGUGUGUUUCAUUAUCACGAAGCAAACAAUUUUCACAAUUCUUCGAGUUCUUCGAGUCGUCCCAACACUCCUAACAAUAGAAAAAUGCCGAUCGGAGGCAACGCUAACUCUGCCAUACAUUCCUAA